Molecule: messenger RNA, 3351 nt
Organism: Dreissena polymorpha
Lineage: Eukaryota; Metazoa; Mollusca; Bivalvia; Myida; Dreissenidae
Product: low-density lipoprotein receptor-related protein 5-like
Exons: 14
Coding region: 16-1920 (634 amino acids)
Source: RefSeq, a predicted model, not a curated record
UACAACCACAUCUCGAUGGCCAGAAGCGAUGGCAUGUACCCCACUGUUGUCAUUUCCGGCCUGGAUCAGCCAAUGGGAGUCGCCGUACACCCCGAACGAGGAUUGUUGUUUUGGACGGAACAAAAUGCUACGAAGGGCAUAUUUGUCGCCAGUAUGGACGGGUCCAAUAAGCGUGUGUUGGUGGACCAGGACGAAGUGGGCACGCCCAAUCACCUUUAUUUGGACUAUUCCGCUGAUAGAUUAUAUUGGGCGGACUCAGGUUUGUAUUCCGUGAAGUACGUCGAGCUCAAUAACUCGCAGGUCUUCACCAUAUAUGACAGCGUCGAGACGAUGGCAACCUUCAACGGAAUAAGCUUUUAUAAGGACUAUUUGAUAUGGACGGACAAAGACGACGUGAAGAACGGAAUCCACGCCGCCCGGCUAGACAAGCAGGAGAAGGUGCGCGGAAUCCUGCAUCCGGGUUCCGGGCUCGCUUCACAACUGAUCACGUUCGACAUCAACAACCAACCAGAAAUGACAAGCGCAUGCGCUGACAACGGCUUCUGUGAGCACAUAUGCAUACCGACCUCGAACGAGACGUACAUUUGCGCGUGUGGAGUGGGUUAUACAUUGGAUGACAACUUACGAACAUGCUCAUCGUAUGUCAAGUUCGACAACUACGUCGUAGCAGUUGAUUCUUACCAGAAACAGAUCUAUCAACUCGACCUGACUUCCGGUGACGUCAGCGCUAUCCCGUUGUCGCAGUCGUACAAGGGAGUUGCCCUUGAUAUCCACAAGGUGACCGGGCGUCUCUAUUGGACCGACAACUCGAUGGGCGUCAUUGUGACGUCAAAUAUUGACGGAAGCGACGAAACAAUAUUUCGCAAACUUCCAAACGAUUCCAUUUCGGAUGGACUAGCCGUUGAUCACGUAAACCAGCUGUUAUUUUACACAUGCACACAUUAUGACGUCAUCAUGGUGGCGUCACUCUCAAAUCCCGCCAUCUAUCGGACAAUUGUGAACGAGAGUUUGGACGAGCCGCGAGACAUCAUUGUGAACUCCGAGACUGGUCGGAUCUACUGGACGGACUGGGGUCUAGAGCCUAAGAUCGAGACCGCGACCAUGGACGGCGGCAACAGGAGCGUCGUACACCGCCCUGACAACGGUUCUUGGCCAAACGCUCUCGCUUUAGACACAAACACCAUGAUGCUUUAUUGGAUCGAUGCGAAAACCGAAAUAAUUGGGCGCAUCGACCUUGUGACCCUGAAGAACAGGGCCAUCUACUCGGAGCCCCGGGCGCAUUUCUUCGGACUCGCUUUGCUGGACGGGUACCUGUAUGUAACAGACUGGUUCAGAAAGUACGUUACACGUAUAAAUAUAAACGGUGGGAACACGUUAGAACAGAUCGGUCCAAGCAAGUUUGCAAGAUUGAACGGGGUAGCGGGCUUCAAAAAGAGCACAGUUAAAACAGUGUUCAGUAAAUGUUUACAAAGCGACUGCAGUAACCUGUGUUUACCAGUUUCCGACUCUGACUACAAGUGCGCAUGCUCAGAUGAAGGGAAGAACGGCAUCAUACCGUGCGCGGAAUUGAACGUGAUUGAUAAUAUACUUGUUAACCCGGCGAGGAGCCAUAUGACAAACGAACGAGACGGCUCUCCCGCUCUCACUAUAGGCUUAUCAGUUCUGGGUGUGGUCGCCGUCAUUGUUAUUGUUGUCGCCGGCGUGUAUAUCUACAACAAACGGUUCCGCGCGGACAACAUCUCCCACGACCGGCUGGUGGAAGACACGAAUCGCGUGGACACUUUCUACAGGAUCACGUUUCCGGAUAGAGGCAAUAGGGAGGAGGCGAACUUUGAUUCCGGCAUCGAAAACCCGUCGUUUGACUGCAGCAUCGAGGACGUGAGGGGCGGGGCCAACCUUGUCAGAUAUUCGCCUAUGUAAUGAUCUGUAGAAUCUCGUUCUGAGAAAACUGGGCUUCAUGCAUAUUCAUAAUGUUUCGUCCCAGUUAAGCAUGUGCAGUCCGCACAAGCUUAUCAGAGACGACACUUUCCGCUUUUAUGGAUUCGUAUAUUUAAAUGUAGUUUCUGCAAAAACGAAAAUCCAGUCGAAGCGGAAACCGUCGCCCCUGAUUAGCCUGUACAGAUUGCACAAGCUUAUCUGGGACGACUUUUUACGCGCAUGAAUUUAGUACAGCAUAUGUUUGCGGCGUGACUUCUCUUGUCCGAUACCCUCCAAUCAAAGCAUGCGCAGCAUCUAGGACCUUGUCGCUUAUUGGUCUAUGUUAUGGUAACAAGGACGUGAAGAAAAAUCUGACGAGCGAGAUUAUUUCGUAAAGUCUUUCUUUGUGCAAUAUGUUUAUUUAAUCCCCUCCAAAAAGUAUUCCAGUUGAGCUUCAUCUUUCAAUAUUUUAAUUGUGUUGUAAACUUUGUUGAAGUUCGAUUUCAUCAAAAAACCAAAGUCUUACAUCCGCACUUUCAAGUCUGUAUCUUGUGAAGAAACCUUGCGUGGUGUAUUUUGGUCGACCUCUGACCGAAUUCUGUACCUUCUGGUCACAUGUCAGCCACAUUACAACCCAGUUUAACCCAUAACGAUCAUUUAUUUAUUUUUCUAUUUUCAUAUUUGUACAUUGAAAUACAAUGAUACUUUCCGUGACAGAUAACAACUUUGUUUUUUAAUGUAAAGUGUCCAUUUGAAUAACAAUAUCGUGAUAACAAGAAAACAGUGACCCAUGUUGCGGUGAUGAACAUUUCACCAAGUCAAUAAACUUAAACUUCAGCAACACGAUUAUUGGCUAACAUGUAUUCUCAAGCGUUUGUCUUUAAUAUAUUAAUACACUGUCGAGGCAUUCCGUGUGGAGUCCGGUAUUAUAAAGCCGUUAACUCGAAAUUUAUUAUUUCUUUAUUGAAUACAAACAUUUAUUAUCAAAUGCUUUUCAUAAUUAAUAGUAUUGUACAUUUACAUAUUUUGUCGUAUAUCUUAGUAUAGUUUUGUACAAUUAUUCAAUGUCAAAUUUAUGCAAAGUCAUUUACUCACUACAUACUUUUAUGUAUAUUUCAUUUUUGCGAAUAGUCAAGCAAACAAUUGUAAGUUAAUUGAAGCACGCUCUGGGAAAACGGGUCUUAAUGCACAUGCUGAUUUAGGCCGACACUUUUCGCACAUGAAUUAAGCACCGUUUUGCCAGAGCGCGACUCAAUUAUAGAUAGCUCCCUUAAAAUAUACACACGUGUGUAAAAUAUUUUUUUAAGCAAAUAAGCAAUAGAACAGCUAGUUUAAGAGCUGAAUAUUUACCCAUUGUAUGUAUUGUAUUUAUAGCAUGUGUAUACCUCCCUUCUUAUUGUGGUGUAAAUAAAUAAAUAAAAUAAAACAACUUGA